Molecule: messenger RNA, 727 nt
Organism: Cicer arietinum (chickpea)
Lineage: Eukaryota; Viridiplantae; Streptophyta; Magnoliopsida; Fabales; Fabaceae
Source: RefSeq, a predicted model, not a curated record
GUUCGGGACAAGAAAUGUUAGAAUGGUUACAAAGGCAAGAAAAUUCAAAUGAUGAUGAAACUCUCCAAGAUCAGCCCCAACAACUCAACAACAAUCAUCUUGAGGAUCAAUUUACAGAUGUCAGCUUGACAGGUAUUCUAUUGGAGGAUGAUGUAGUUGAACCUUCACCAAAGCCAAAUGAAACUGAAUCGCAACAAAAAGAGGAGUCAUUACUUAUCAAAGUUAAAGGAAAAGAUAUCAGAGAACUUGUCUCAAGAUCAAGAACGUGUUGCCACUGAAGGUGUUCCAUCAAAGAUUAAUGCCUAUCCAGAUGAUGUCAUUGGCAAAGUGUACGAAGUUGAACAUUCAGGUCGAGUGUGUGGUUUAGGUGUUGGUGUUUGCCCCACGAGUGUUUUCAAGACGCACAAAUAUUUCAUGCAAUUUGACAGUGUUGGUAGCUCUAGCCAAAAAAAUGUUGAGGAGUUACAAAAGGAAGUGCACACUUUGAAAGAAAAGCUAAAUGGAUAUGAAGAGACUAAGGAGCAACUUUUACAAACACAAGAUCAACUUAAAGUUCUCCUUAAUUUUAUGCAAAGAAAAUUUGGUGAUGAGUUACCUACUUUCAACCAAGGUUUCCCUCCACCUUAGUAAUAUAAUUUCUUAUAAUAUAUAGAAAUUGAAGUUAAUAAGAUUUUUUGCACUUAGAUCUAUACUUUAAGUCACUAGCAAAUAUCAUGUUCUAUUUCUU